Messenger RNA from Acipenser ruthenus (sterlet), 892 nucleotides. RefSeq lists its product as uncharacterized. Bases 45 to 746 code for a protein of 233 amino acids. Lineage: Eukaryota; Metazoa; Chordata; Actinopteri; Acipenseriformes; Acipenseridae. The transcript is spliced from 7 exons. The record is from RefSeq and is a predicted model, not a curated record.
UCUGCCUAGUCUCGCACGCUCGCCGUUAUCCGCCCGCCCACACAAUGGAGUCUCUGGCUGAGAAGGCGCCAGUUGUUACCCGCGAGCGGGAAAACAAGACUGAGGACAAGCAAGUGAUAAAGAAGAAAAAAGGUGUUUUGAGAGUGUUCUUCAUCCGGCUCUCGCACUUUGGUCCUCUGAAAUUUAUGGUGAGUGUGCUGCGUAAUCUGUCGUGGCUGGCGGGUCUCUCUUGUCCGGUGGAGGAUCUGGGCGCAGCCGAAGCCCACACGCCGGCCCUGGUUCGGCACUGUCGCACCGGGAAGAAGCGGCUGCGCAGAGUCACGCGAGUGCUGCUCUCCUAUAUCCCCUACCGGCUACAGAGUGUGCUCGGCUACCCUGUCCCCAGCAGCAUCGGCAAGACAGCCAUCUCGGAAGAAGUGCGCUGCUCCCCCACCAAGCCCUCUGGGAAGGGUAACAAGCGUAAACAGGAAGAUGUGGAUGAGGAGGAACACCAGUCCUGGGUGGAGGCCCUGAACAAGGAGUUGGGGGAUGAGGACAGCGAGGGGGAUCCCACUUAUGAGCCGAGCAGCGAUGGUGAGAGUGACAGCGAGGAGAACAGGACUCGCAAUGAUACAGAGAGUGACAUAGAGGAGGUGGCAGAAGAGGGCAAAGCCAUUAUCAAAGAGUUGGACGCAGCUAAGAAAGCAUCCACCGAGGGUGGUUCUGCUGGGAUACAGAACAGAGCACACUCAGAGCAGCAAUCGUGAUCAGAUUAUAGGAGCUGUGUCUGACCGACUCCAUGUCCCCAAUUCUGUUGCAUCCUGUCUGUUGUGCCUUGAAUUUGAUGUGAAGAAAAGAUUUCUUAAUGUAGUCCAUUGUGUGAAAUGUCUUGGGUUCUCUCCCCGCCCCCCCC